Messenger RNA from Ectocarpus siliculosus, 4188 nucleotides. Lineage: Eukaryota; Phaeophyceae; Ectocarpales; Ectocarpaceae. The record is from the annotation of a GenBank genome assembly.
AUGUCUGCGCUGGAUCUGGUGGAGGAGUUUCGAUCCCUAGAUGAGGUGGAGGAUAGCGACAAGGUCGAGGACAGCGCCAUAGGCAAGCUCUCGGGGGUGCACAACAGCAUAGGCGGUGCAGACCUCUCGGGCAUCUUGGCCCUCGACGAUGACGACAACAACGACGACUUCGACGCUAUCGCCGCCGCCGCCGCCGCCGCUGGCAAAGACGCCGCUUCGACCACCGCCGCCACCGCCCCCCUGCGGGCAUCGGCAUUGUCCUUCGCCGAAGACGACGUCGCCGCCGCCGCCGGAGGAAAACUAGGAAGCGGGGACGGCGAUCAGCUUGCGCUCGAAACCGGCGGGGAGAGUGAGGCGUGGGACAGCGAAGAGGAUGACGGGCAAGGGGUUGUCUCGCCGGGAACGGCACCUAACAGCAGCCAUGGUGGUGCUCUUGUUGGUGGCGCCGGCGGUACGGGAAGAUCCAGUGCCAUCGGCGGUGGUAGGGGCGCACGCGAAGAGUCGAGGAAGAAGCCGAGCUCUUCUGCCGAAAGCUCUCCGGCGGGGCUCGAAGGCGGCCUGUCCUCGCCGAAGCGGCCGGCCGAAGAGAGCUCCGACUGGGACGGGGAGGAGGCGGGGCGGAGCAGCGACGACGACGAGAGCGGUCCAAGGCGGCAGCUGGCGGCUUCGGACUGCUGUGAGGAGCUGCCGUGGUCGAAUGUCAACCCCGAGAGAGGAAACGACGACAGCAGUCCAUCGCCCGGACUCUCCCCCUCGCCCUCCGCCAGGCCGACGGAUUCUGAGCUGGGCGGCGGGGGAAGGAGCUCUGCGGCGGCGGCGGCAAUUAGCGACGAAGAAGGUGUUACCGCUGUAGCAGCUGGGGGCACCAUCACCCACGAACACCACCGAAAAGGUUUGUUGCCAUCUUCACGGCGAAGGCUAAGCACGCAAUCCGACGACCAAGCCGAAGAACCCAUUGGCGUGGCGCGAGGCGAUUCGACGCCGCGGAGAUCACGUGCCCAUGACCGAUCCGCCCAUGGCACCGACGACGAAGCAGGGGCGCAAGUCACGUUCCAGGCAAGCGAAACGGGGGCAGAGGCGGGGGGAGAAGAUGCGGCCACGAUCCGCGCGCUUCGGGCCGAGCUAAGCACCUUGAGAGAGCACGUCCUGCGAUCAGAGCAGAAGAGAGAGGCCCAGCUGCGCGAGCUCGGAACGAGGCUAGCGGUGCAAGAGAGGCGGAGCGGGCCUGAGCGCUCGGGUUCCGCCACGAGCACCGCGCUAAGGGAGGAGGGGGAAAGAGAAGCCGUGGCCGCCAUCGGGACGGCAGCCCUGGUUGUUGGCGAGGCCGUCGAGACUGGUCGGGAUAAGGGCGGUUGCAGAGAUACCCCGCGGGGCGCCGUGGUUCGGAACCCGUUCGCGGGUACCGGGGGAGGUGCGGCGACGACUCCCCGGGAUCACUUCCCGGCGUUCGAAGACGCGCUGCUCGAUCCCGGAGAGAGCGAAGCGACUCCGGGCGGCAGCGGGGACGAGGGGGGAGGGGUUCGAGGCCAGCGGGGGGAGGAGGGGAGCAAGUCCGCCAUCAACAACGAGGCGUUCGACUUCAGCAUCGACACCCUCAGCCACAUCAACAACCACACGGACUUCGGCACGGACGCUCCCCUGACCCCGGCGCUGCCGUCCGCCGCCGCGGCGACGUCGCCGAAGGUCGGCAGGGGGGCCGCGGGACAGGCGAGGCUCCCGUGGGUGACGGGGGGGGGGGCUUCUUCCGCGCAAGACGGCGGCCGUGGUCGCUCGAAGAGGCUGGUGAGGGAGGAGGAGGAGGAGGAAGACGCUGCUGUAGAGGAGGCGUUUUUCUCGGACGCGUGCGCUACCGCCAGCCUCAAGACGCCGGUGAAGCACAUGCUGACCACCGCCGCCUCGGACCUAGGCGUCGCCGUUCGCAGGGGCAGACGGCCCGACACCGGGAAGGCAGCCUCUUCCGCCGCCACGGUACCGACGAGACGCAAGCCUCCGGCCCCGUCUUGCUUCAAGGUCGAGCAGAAACAGGAGAGCAGCAGUCGCCGAAGAAGCGGGGCAGGCGGACGGCCUCCGCGUGGCCGUGAGAGCCCUCUGCCGGACCCCCACAGCCCGGAGCUUUGUAUGGCCGAUGUUUUCGCCCGCGCGUCCGCCGAGCUCGACGGAGAUGGUGGCGGGGUGGAGGAAGAAGACCGGAGCUGCUUGCCGAUCGAGUGCGGCGCCGUUGUUUCCGCGGACGCGGCUACGGUAGCAGCAGAUCCGCCAAAGGGGGAGAGGGUGUCAGUGGGGGUGGACGCCGGGUGCCAGACGAGCUGGAGCUUCUCCGCCCGCGAUGAGAUCCGGUUCGUCUCGAUCCCGGCCAACCCUCCGCUGUCCACGCGGAUGGCGGACGGGAGGAGCUGCCGAAGAGGGGCGGAGGAAGGCGCGGCGGCGGCGGGGACGGCGGGCCUCGCAAGUCGCCCCGCAGGGAAGCCGGAGAGGGCGGCGCCGGGGGCUGCGGUGUGUGUUCCCGGUGAUGUACCAGUGGCAGAUCCAGGACCGUGCUGCACGCCGCGGCAAUCCCGGCUACCUCUGUGCCACACCCCGAGCCGACGGCCCCGGCGGAAGAGCGACGAGAAUCUAGCUGAAGGAGCUGCCCCAAAGUCCGAAACCUCAUCGUUUUUCGACAGCCCGAACCUUAGCCCGAUCCCCGCGGUCGCCCGCGCAGGGCUACCUCACAGCGCAUCCCAGAACGUGGUCGUCCCUUCCGGAGGGCGGCGAGGGGGUGGGGGUAACGGGGGCGGGGGCGAGCCGCGAGUUAUGAGCGCUCGACGAUGCCAGCAACAGCAGCAGGAUCACGGACUUUCUACGAUCCUCAGCGAGGGGGAGGGGAGCGCGUCGCCGGGUGGCGAGAAGACUCGUCAGGGGUUCGGUCGCCAGGCUCACGACGGGCCGGCGGCAGAGAGACGAGCGUCAAGCGCUACCGGCGGGGUGGGAGCCGGCGAUUGGGCGCGGGGGUCAGAGUCCUCCUCAAGCCGGAGGGAGUCUCCGUUUCUCGCCGCCGGCGUGCCGCGGGUUCCAAGGGCGGGGACAGCGGUAGACCGGAGCUCGGGGAGCGGGCCGCUGUUCAUGGACUCCUUCGCGGACGUGACGCGCUCGUCUGUGCUCCGGGCAUCCAGCACCCUAAACACCAUCGCCCCGCUGGACGACACCGGGCCGCCGUUGUCGUACAGCUCGCGGAUAGGUGUUUCCUUCGCCGGGGAGCUUUUCGCGGACUCGAGGCUCCGGGCAUCGUCGGGUUCCUACCGAGCCCCUCGGUACGAUGCUUGCGCUACUCCUCAAAGGGAGGGCGAGCAGACCCGUGCCGGGGGAAGUUGCGGCGCUCUGCCGCUGCCCCGUGCGCAGCAGCAACAAGUGUCUUCGCAGCGGCAGCGGCGGUCGUGGUCGGCUCCUACGCUGUUCUCGGAGUGGUCGAAGAAGCACGGCGCCGAGGCAGAUCGAGUCGUCGCGCCGGGGGGCCCGCAAAAGGAAAACUCGCUUGGGCUUGGGGGAGUACCCCCGGAUGUGGUCGGGGCGUGGCUGGCGUUGGCGAUCGAGGGAAUCUACUCCCACAACGAUAGCGGCGGAGGCGUAACGGACAAACGAAUCGGGGAGAGUGGCGGGAGUCAGGAUCGGCGAGACUGUUCGCUCGGCCGAGACCCUGGCCCUGCGGCGAGGCCGUCGUCCGGCGGAGGUCAAGCCGUACUCGCUCGUAGUUGCACCCAGGUCGGCGGCGCCUUCGCCUCUGGGCCGGAGGAUUCGCCCCCUCCCCCGCCCCCUCCCCCCGAGGCACAGCUGGAGAACGAAGAGGACGGCGGCGCUAACGAGGAAGAAAUAUUCUACCAGCGCCAGCGCCUGCUGCAGCGGGUGGUGUCCGCUGCGGCUAGCCACGGCGGGGUAAUGUCACCGCUUCUGUCGUCGGUGCGGGGGCAGGAUCAUCGAGAGCACGGCGAACAGGAGGUUGCGCCGGGGGGGGAGUCGUGGCGGAGACACUCGGACCCACUAUCGACGUGGAAGGUGCCAGCGGCGGGGUCUGGUGCCGUAGACGCGACCGAGACCUCGGCAGCAGCGGGCACGGCCAGCGGUUGGCCCGACAGCGGCAGUGGCACGUCGGCUGCUUACAUGCGGCGGCACACGUCGGGCUAUUGGCGAGAUAGGCUCGGCAUGACGCACUAG